UUAGUAUAGAAAGGUGGGUCACGUGAUCUAUACUUAGCGUGUGUUUACUUUUGCAGGCUUCGUCUCUGAGCAGGUCGCACUUCAUUUAGCUCUCGUAAGAAGGGAAUAAAACGAUAAAAACCUGUGCAACAUUCAAAAUGGUUAGUCGAGCUGUAGGUGGUUUAGUUAGUCUUGUUACUGGUGGUGCAUCGGGCUUGGGAAGAGCUACAGUGGAACGAUUGGUCAGGAAUGGUAGUCGCGUUGUUAUGUUCGAUCUGCCGUCAUCAGAUGGGGAAAAAGUUGCCAAAGAACUUGGCGAAAACAACUGCGUGUUUUGCCCAGGUGAUGUAACUUCAACAGAGGAUGUUUCUGCUGCGUUGGAUGUUGCUAAGUCAAAGUUUGGAAAACUGGAUGUAACGGUUAACUGUGCUGGUAUUGGUAUUGCUGUAAGGACAUAUAAUAUGCAUAAGAAGAAGCUACACCCGCUGGACCAGUUUGAAAGAGUGUUGGAUGUUAAUGUGUGCGGAACCUUUAAUGUCAUUCGCUUGUCUGCGCAAAUGAUGAAUCAGAAUGAUAUUUCCGAAAGGCAAGAAAAAGGCGUGAUCAUUAAUACAGCAAGUGUGGCAGCAUAUGAGGGGCAAAUCGGUCAAGCUGCAUACAGUGCAAGCAAGGGGGCAAUCGUGGGCAUGACUUUACCAAUUGCACGAGAUUUAUCUGUGUGUUCAAUCCGUGUCAUGACGAUUGCGCCAGGAUUGUUCGAGACCCCACUUUUGGGAUCUCUUCCAGAAAAAGUUAAAAAUGAGCUCGGAAAACAAGCUCCGUUCCCACAAAGACUUGGCCAUCCAGAUGAAUAUGCUCAGCUUGUGCAAACUAUCAUUGAGAACCAAAUGCUUAAUGGAGAAGUUAUACGAUUAGAUGGUGCAAUUCGCAUGCAACCAUAAAAAACUAAAAUUAAAAAAAUACAGUCGAGUAAUUUUAACAUGGAAUUUAUAAUCGUGCGUUAAUGAACUUGUUUGUGAUAAAAGUUUAGUACAAUUUUGAAUCCCCAUUUGUAAAAUGAUCAUAUUGUUUGGAACAAUUCAUAUAAAGGUUUCCCAUCUACCAUAAUAUUUAGUCAAUUUAUUCGUAAUAACAUGGGAUAUUUAUUCCAUUAAUUGUAGA
Ciona intestinalis (vase tunicate) is the source of this 1140-nucleotide messenger RNA. NCBI's taxonomy places the organism in Eukaryota, Metazoa, Chordata, Ascidiacea, Phlebobranchia, Cionidae. The record is from RefSeq and is a predicted model, not a curated record.